Molecule: messenger RNA, 1892 nt
Organism: Manduca sexta (tobacco hornworm)
Lineage: Eukaryota; Metazoa; Arthropoda; Insecta; Lepidoptera; Sphingidae
Product: lysosomal acid glucosylceramidase
Exons: 13
Coding region: 16-1791 (591 amino acids)
Biological process (GO): glucosylceramide catabolic process
Molecular function (GO): glucosylceramidase activity
Source: RefSeq, a predicted model, not a curated record
CUAUAAAAACUUCAAAUGUUUAUUUACAUAACUUGUCAAAUUUUGAGCCAAACUACAUUCUACAAAGCAUGGAAAAUAGCUGACAACUUUAGCACAAUACGGAACCCAUUUACUAAAGGAUAUCAAAUGGCUUGCGUCAAGUUGGGGAUUGUGCUCGUUCUAUUUGCCUUCACAGCGGCUGCGGAGGAAGACUUGCCAUGUGCGGAACGAGAUGUGGGGAUCGAAGGUCGCUCUAUAGUGUGUGUCUGCAAUGCCACGUAUUGUGACACCAUCACUAGAGAAGAGCCUGCUCCGGGCACCUUCGUUGCUUACACCUCCAACAACGCCGGUUUACGGUUCGCCAAAAGUUAUGGUUACGUGCAAACUAUAAAUGCGACUGUUGCGGAUGAAGAAGAGGAAUAUCCCGAACCUGAGCAAAAAGAUUAUGAAGAAGAUGAGAGACUUUUAGACAUAAACCUCGAAGACAUUCCUGCAAUAUUAGAGACAAUCAGAAGCAACGUUACUUUAAGGAUGUUUUUAGCCACGCGACACCAAUUCAUUGAGGGAUUUGGUGGCUCAGUGACUGACUCAGCCUCCAUGAACUGGCGUAAACUAUCCGAUCGGACACAGAGGAAUUUUAUCAAUACAUACUUCGGCGCUAAAGGCAUAGAAUAUAACUUAAUACGCGUACCCAUAGGUGGAAGCGAUUUUUCCACUCAUCCUUACACUUACAACGAACUGCCUUGGAACGAUGGAGCUUUGACAAACUAUUCUCUGACUGAAGAAGACUUGUUUUUUAAGCUGCCGAUGAUCAAGAUGAGUCAGCAGGCAGCUACGGAUGAGAUAAAAAUCACUGCUAGCACUUGGUCACCGCCGGUAUGGAUGAAGACCAAUGAAAAAAUCACUGGGUUUGCACAACUCAAACCUGAGUUCUACCAGUCUUACGCUGAUUACCAUAUGAGAUUUUUGGAGGAAUACGAGAAAGCAGAAGUAAAGAUCUGGGCAAUCACGACGACCAAUGAACCCAUCAAUGGCAUUGUUCCGUUUGUGGAUUUUAACUCGUUGGGGUGGUGGCCGUGGCAAUUGGGUCGCUGGGUGGCGAACAAUCUUGGACCCACCAUAAGAAAUUCUCGUUUCAACAAGACUUUAAUUCUGGCAGUCGACGACCAGCGCUACAUUUUACCUAUCUGGCUGAAAGGAAUGGAAAGAGAAGACCCAAGAUCAAUAGAAUAUAUUGACGGAAUCGCUGUACAUUACUACGGUAACUUCGUACCGGGCAAGAUACUCACGCGCAUACAGGAGAUGUAUCCAGGGAAGAUUCUCUUAUCUACAGAAGCUUGCGAAGGUCCGAUGCCUUGGGAUCUACUGAAAGUUGCAAUAGGAUCGUGGAGAAGAGCCCGCAGGUAUACAACGAGUAUUAUAGAAGAUCUGAACAAUUUCGUCGUCGGUUGGAUGGACUGGAACCUUUGCCUUGACCCUGGAGGUGGGCCAAACUGGGUGCACAAUUAUGUAGACGCGCCCAUCCUAGUCUACGCAGAUAAAGAUGAGUUCAUUAAACAGCCAAUGUACUACGCUAUGGGACACUUUUCAAAGUUCAUCCCUCGCGGAUCAAGAAGGGUCCAGGUCGCCCGCAGAAGUCUUGGGACUCUUGAAAAUGUUGCCGUCCUUACACCCAAGGGCAAUGUUGUCAUUGUAUUGCAAAAUAGGCGAAGACAUGAAGUCAACACCACGAUACGCAUUUCCAGCCGAAAAUACAUAGAACUGACGAUGGAACCUGAGUCCAUCAAGACCGUGGAGAUCAAUCAUAAUUGAAACUGAGGCAUAUUUAUUAUUUCUAUUUAUAUCAUUAAAGUUAUAGGUCCUGUUAAAUCUGUUGAUGUAAAAAAUAAAUAUUAUUUAUUAUAUCACAAGCU